AGCGUGUUAUUGGCGUGAAAACAAGAUGGCUGCGGAAAGAACCGUGGGCUUGAGGUUCCGCACCGAAUACAAAGGUAUUACGAGCGCGAAUUAAGACUCCCCCACUAUUAGGCUAACCGCGGCACAGGUUGUGGCUGAGCUGUAAGGUGGAAGAAGCGUAUAGUGUCUCAUGGGCACCUUUCCCCAACGAGAAUGCUAGUUGGCCGCUAGUAUGCCAGCAUAUUCCGCGACGGUUAGAACCUGGCGUUAUUCAUAACCAAAUUUGCAUCCAUGUCAACAUUGAAGAUACUUAUUAUUUGACACCAAGUGUUUAGUCCUCGAUUGUAUUGUCGGACCAUGACAAGUGCAAUCAUGAUCACCAAUCUCAUUCAUCUCGAACGUUGUUGACGUCAUUGACGUAUUCCAAUGUGCUGCGAGAUAUCACAGAGUGUGUUUUUGUACCAGUGAGGUUUGGCCGAGUUGUCCAACAAUCAAAUUGCCAUCAAGGCAACUUGACGACGAAUCAAAUUAAACCUUUUAACGAUGCGUCACAAUAACGGAUACUUAGUGCAUAAUAGCAGUGAUGCACAGCGUAGUUACUCAACUGACGGUGAAGAGAGUCAUCGAGCUACCUCCGUGCGAACUUCUUCUGAAUAUGCUAUCGCCCACAAGCCGAACUCUGUGAUUAAAAUCGUUGUACCUUCACGAAAAAGUCGCAGGUCGACACAUGACAGGGAGCACGAUAAACGAGUGCACGUUUCAAGAAACGGCCGUGGCUCAGACUUAUCUAGAGACUCGCCACCAAAUGGCAAUCGCCACAAUCCAUCCAACAAUGGAUCUGAAACCAAUGUACCCAUUUUUAUCACCAAUACCACCUAUAGAACCACUCCAGACCUCAGUCGAGGAUCACGUCACAGUCCGGUAUCUAGCUCGAGAGUAGACGACAGAGCGCCCAGUCAUUACAGCUAUGGAUCUGCAAGAUCAGGCGGAUCAACUGUGAAGACUAAAACCUCCCGGCAUGGAGGAAUUAUCAUAGAAACAAUGUCGACACCCAAUCCUUUCUGUCCGAACACCAAGGGAAUGUGUUGUCUCAUGUUGCUCAUCAACCUCGGACUUAUCCUUGUCACUCUCGGCUUUGUUAUAGUUAUUCAAUUAUUCCAGCCGCUCAUUGUCUGGAUCCUGGGCAUAGUCUUUCUCAUCUUCGGGUUCAUGACACUCAUAGGUAGUUUAAUCUAUUGUGUACAUGUCUUUAGGAAUGCUAAACAUCCCAGUGAAUUAAAUCCUGAAGAUUUAUACUGGACGCGCUAUUGGCAAGGUCAUGUAGGCUCUGCGCCGGAGAUUCACUACAAGGCUGAAGAAAAAUAUCCUGAUGACGGUGGCAGCGAUCGGUACAGCAAAUACUCCGCCAAUUAUUCAGACCGUCGUAGUCAUCGAUAUUAAUGAAUUUCUUGUUCAUUUACAACUUUUCAUUAUUGAUG
Chelonus insularis is the source of this 1457-nucleotide messenger RNA. RefSeq lists its product as uncharacterized. Lineage: Eukaryota; Metazoa; Arthropoda; Insecta; Hymenoptera; Braconidae. The record is from RefSeq and is a predicted model, not a curated record. The coding region runs from base 523 to 1419 and encodes 298 amino acids. The transcript is spliced from 5 exons.